This is a messenger RNA of Serendipita indica DSM 11827, 645 nucleotides long. The record is from the annotation of a GenBank genome assembly. Lineage: Eukaryota; Fungi; Basidiomycota; Agaricomycetes; Sebacinales; Serendipitaceae.
AUGAAAUUACGACAAGCCGCCUUUGCGGCGCUAUCACUCGCUAUUUCUCAUGUUCAACGCACAUACGCAUCUGCGUUGACAACGGCUAUCCCAGCAGGUCAGAAGAUGUGCUUCUAUGCCGAAGUGGACAAGGAGAAGGAAAAGAUUGGCUUCUACUUUGCAGUCCAGUCUGGAGGCACAUUUGACAUCGAUUUCGAAGUCAGGGACCCGCGAGAUGUUGUCAUUCUAGAUGGCAAGCAGGAACGACAGGGCGACUAUAUCAUGACGGCCAAUCAUAUCGGAGAAUACUCGUUCUGCUUUGAAAACGACAUGUCGACGAUAACCGAAAAGCUAGUCGACUUUGAUAUCAUGGUCGAGAGCGAACCCCGAAAGGAGACACCAGGGAAACCUUCGCAACUAUCUGAGCAUACUAGCGCGCUCGAAGAGAGCAUCUUCAAGCUCAACGGCAUGCUUUCGAGCAUCGAGCGUUCGCAGAAGUACUUUCACACUCGCGAAAACCGCGGUUUCUCGAUUGUAAAGUCGACCCACGACCGUAUUUUCUGGUACUCUUUCCUGGAAUGUAUCGGGAUCGUGGGCAUGGCUUGUGCCCAAGUCUAUGUUCUCCAGACAUUCUUCAACCGCACCGGUCGCAAGUACAAGGUAUAA